Molecule: messenger RNA, 609 nt
Organism: Eimeria tenella
Lineage: Eukaryota; Apicomplexa; Conoidasida; Eucoccidiorida; Eimeriidae
Product: SAG family member
Exons: 3
Coding region: 1-609 (202 amino acids)
Source: RefSeq, a predicted model, not a curated record
AUGAAAUUUCUCAGGCAGGAGCAGUGGGACAAGAUCGUGUCUUCGCUCACAGGUUCUGGAUCAGUAGCAGCUCCACGCCUGAUUGCUCUUGCCAUUACGGAAGCAACGGAAGGAGCGGCUGGGCGCAGCUCAACAAAGCCCUUUGAAGAAGGAACAUACGCUUUCAAGUCCCUACGUGACGCGGAAUCCAAUUGCAAGGAAACAGUCGAUUACUGGAAGGCUGCCUUCAAAAAUUUUACUGGGCUUCCGCCACCAAAUAGUAAAGACGAAAACCCGUACAAAAGUCAAGACAACAUUUCUUUUGUAGCCCUCUACAAACCUUCAUCUAGUGCCACUGCAGACUGCCGAGUCGUUACCUGCAUUCAAACGACUACCUCUACUCCAGUUGACGGAGUGGGGUCAACUUAUGUGGGAGGCGGUACUACGAAAAAUGGCUAUGCGUUGAUUUGCAAGACGAUGCCUGCUGCUUUUGGAACUGGCAGCUCUGCUCCAUUCACGCAGGAGCAGUGGGACAGGAUCGUACCUUCUCUCACAGGCACUGCAUCGAUACCAGGUCCAAGCUUUGUUGCUCUUGCGAUUGUGAUAUCCGGCAUUACGGCUUUCAUAUGA